Rhinichthys klamathensis goyatoka is the source of this 2047-nucleotide messenger RNA. RefSeq names its product spectrin alpha chain, non-erythrocytic 1-like. Bases 62 to 1702 code for a protein of 546 amino acids. Lineage: Eukaryota; Metazoa; Chordata; Actinopteri; Cypriniformes; Leuciscidae. Gene Ontology annotation, biological process: actin cytoskeleton organization. The record is from RefSeq and is a predicted model, not a curated record. The transcript has 14 exons. Gene Ontology annotation, cellular component: cortical actin cytoskeleton; cell junction; plasma membrane. Gene Ontology annotation, molecular function: calcium ion binding; actin filament binding.
UGAUGUGUGUUCCAAUGGAGAUGAACUUAUCAAAAAGGAGAACCACAAUGUGGAGAACAUCAUGGCUAAAAUUAAGGCCCUGCGUGGGAAGGUGUCAGAGCUUGAGAGAGCCGCAGCUCAGAGGAAGGCCAAGCUGGAUGAGAACUCUGCCUUCCUGCAGUUCAACUGGAAGGCUGAUGUGGUGGAGUCUUGGAUUGGUGAGAAGGAAAACAGCCUGAAGACUGAUGACUAUGGUCGGGAUCUCUCCUCGGUGCAGACUCUGCUCACCAAACAGGAAACCUUUGAUGCAGGGCUUCAGGCUUUCCAGCAGGAGGGCAUCACCAACAUCACAGCCCUGAAAGACCAGCUGUUGGCAGCCAAACACGUGCAGUCCAAGGCCAUCGAGGCUCGUCAUGCCACCCUGAUGAAGCGCUGGAACCAGCUGCUGUCCAACUCAGCCGCACGCAAGAAGAAGCUUUUGGAAGCCCAGGAGCACUUCAGAAAGGUCGAGGAUCUUUUCCUCACCUUUGCCAAGAAGGCCUCAGCCUUCAACAGCUGGUUUGAGAACGCUGAGGAAGAUCUGACAGACCCCGUACGGUGCAACUCUCUGGAGGAAAUCAGGGCCCUGCGGGAUGCCCAUGAUGCCUUCCGCUCAUCUCUCAGCUCCGCAGAGGCUGACUUUAGCCAAUUGGCAGAACUUGAUCGCCAGAUCAAGAGUUACCAAGUGGUAUCCAACCCAUACACUUGGUUUACCAUGGAGGCUCUAGAGGAGACCUGGAGGAACCUUCAGAAGAUCAUCAAGGAGCGAGAGUUGGAGCUACAGAAGGAGCAGAGGAGACAGGAAGAGAAUGAUAAACUCAGACAAGAGUUUGCCCAACAUGCCAAUGCCUUCCACCAAUGGCUGCAGGAGACCAGGACUUACCUUCUGGAUGGCAUAGCCUAUCGGAGGGUAAUCCGUGUCUAUCAGUAUGAAGUCGAUGAUGAUCUUUCUGGAAGGUCCUGCAUGGUGGAAGAAUCCGGAACUCUAGAGUCGCAGCUAGAGGCUACCAAGCGCAAGCACCAGGAGAUUCGUGCCAUGCGCAGUCAGCUGAAGAAGAUAGAGGAUCUGGGAGCAGCCAUGGAGGAGGCGCUGAUCCUGGACAACAAAUACACAGAACACAGCACUGUGGGUCUGGCCCAACAGUGGGACCAACUCGACCAGCUGGGCAUGAGGAUGCAACACAACCUGGAACAACAGAUCCAAGCCAGAAAUACUACAGGAGUAACAGAGGAGGCCCUGAAGGAGUUCAGCAUGAUGUUCAAGCACUUCGACAAGGAAAAAUCUGGACGUCUAAACCAUCAGGAGUUCAAGUCUUGCCUGCGGUCUCUGGGCUACGACCUGCCCAUGGUUGAAGAAGGAGAACCAGACCCAGAGUUUGAGUCCAUCCUGGACAUAGUGGAUCCAAACCGGGAUGGAAACGUGUCCUUGCAGGAGUACAUGGCCUUCAUGAUCAGCCGAGAAACGGAGAAUGUGAAGUCAAGCGAGGAGAUCGAGAGCGCUUUCCGUGCUCUCAGCGCCGAGAACAAACCUUACGUCACUAAGGAAGAACUCUACCAGAACCUGACGAAGGAACAGGCAGACUACUGCAUUUCCCAUAUGAAGCCGUUCCUGGACAGCAAGGGCCGCGAGAUCCCGUCAGCUUUCGACUUUGUGGAAUUCACUCGCUCGCUUUUCGUCAACUGAUCCCCCCCCCCCCCCCCCCCCCCGCCUGCCAGUGACCAAUCGGGAUGCGUUUUGCCCCUCACAAUAACACAAGGCCAAAACUGCAUGGAUCUGAAAUGAAAAUUCUCUAUAGCAUCCAGUAUAGCAAUAUCUGUAUCUUGCUAUCACUCUUAACCCUGCGUAUUUAUCUGACACUUCCUCAUGCUUCACUGACAAUAGUGUAGUGGAUCUGUCUGCAUUUUAUUGUGAUUGUUUUAGCUGUUAAGUGCUUUGCUUUGUUUAACACACCUAUAGAGAGGAUAUGCUGUAACAUCACCCACAAGACUGCAGUGUGCUUUAAUAAACGCUACUGGUUAUAACUGGAAA